AUGCCUUUUCACGCACUAGUCCUCUAUCCAAAUGAAGAGGACACCAAGUUCGACAUGGACUACUACCUCAAGACCCAUAUGCCUCUGGUGAUGGAAAACUUUAAGAAACACGGUCUCAAGAAAUGGGAAGUGCUCGAAUACAAGCCCGGUUUGGACGGCGCAAAGCCACUGUAUAUUGCCAGCGCGACUAUGAUCUGGGACAAGCCUGAGGACAUGGGUGCAGCAUUGACCUCGGAGGAUGCAAAACCUGUCUUUGGAGACAUCCAAAACUUCACCAACAAGCAGCCAGUCUUCCUCGCAGGGGACCUUGUGAAAACUUCUUAA
Fonsecaea multimorphosa CBS 102226 is the source of this 324-nucleotide messenger RNA. RefSeq lists its product as uncharacterized. Bases 1 to 324 code for a protein of 107 amino acids. Lineage: Eukaryota; Fungi; Ascomycota; Eurotiomycetes; Chaetothyriales; Herpotrichiellaceae. Gene Ontology annotation, molecular function: oxidoreductase activity. The record is from RefSeq and is a predicted model, not a curated record. The transcript has a single exon.